This is a messenger RNA of Vombatus ursinus (common wombat), 2683 nucleotides long. It is a transcript of the gene CRHR1, whose product is annotated as corticotropin releasing hormone receptor 1. Gene Ontology annotation, molecular function: G protein-coupled peptide receptor activity; corticotrophin-releasing factor receptor activity; corticotropin-releasing hormone binding. Bases 156 to 1400 code for a protein of 414 amino acids. Lineage: Eukaryota; Metazoa; Chordata; Mammalia; Diprotodontia; Vombatidae. Gene Ontology annotation, cellular component: neuron projection; plasma membrane. The transcript is spliced from 13 exons. Gene Ontology annotation, biological process: adenylate cyclase-activating G protein-coupled receptor signaling pathway; cell surface receptor signaling pathway. The record is from RefSeq and is a predicted model, not a curated record.
GGAGCUAGAGCUGCCUCCCUCCUCUAGCAGUCGCGCUACCUCCGGCUUUCCCCCGCAGCUCGUUAGCAAGCAAGCAACCUAGACCGAGCUUGGCCGUGCCCUUCUGGGGAUGUGCCAGUAAGCCAGGUGUCCCGGGCCCCCAGAGAACCCCAAGGAUGGGACGCCGCCCUCACCUCUUGGUCAUCCAGGCCCUUCUUCUGUGGCUUGCACCAGUCUUAGCCUCACUCCAGGAUCAGUACUGUGAGAGCCUGUCCUUAGUCAACAACACUUCUGGGCUCCAGUGCAAUUCCUCCAUUGACCUCAUUGGGACCUGUUGGCCUCGGAGUGCAGCUGGCCAGCUUGUGGUACGGCCCUGUCCUGCCUACUUCUAUGGAGUCCGCUAUAACACAACAAACAAUGGCUACCGGGAGUGUCUUGCGAAUGGAAGCUGGGCAGUACGAGUCAACUAUUCUCAGUGCCAAGAGAUCCUUAACGAGGAGAGAAAAAGUAAAUUGCACUACCAUAUUGCUGUCAUCAUCAACUACCUGGGUCACUGUAUCUCUCUUGGAGCCCUCCUCAUGGCCUUUGUCCUCUUCAUGCACCUAAGGAGUAUCCGGUGUCUUCGAAACAUCAUUCACUGGAACCUCAUCUCUGCCUUCAUCCUACGCAAUGCUACCUGGUUUGUGGUGCAGCUCACCAUGAGCCCUGAAGUGCAUCAGAGUAAUGUGGCCUGGUGCCGGCUGGUGACAGCUGCUUACAAUUAUUUUCAUGUUACCAACUUCUUCUGGAUGUUUGGAGAAGGUUGCUACCUACACACAGCCAUCGUGCUCACCUACUCUACUGACAAGCUCCGAAAGUGGAUGUUCAUCUGUAUUGGCUGGUGUGUGCCUUUCCCCAUCAUCGUGGCCUGGGCCAUUGGGAAACUGUACUAUGACAAUGAAAAGUGUUGGUUUGGAAAGAGGGCUGGAGUAUACACCGACUACAUCUACCAGGGCCCCAUGAUUCUGGUCCUACUGAUCAACUUCAUCUUCCUCUUCAAUAUUGUCCGUAUCCUCAUGACUAAGCUCCGGGCCUCCACCACGUCAGAGACCAUUCAAUAUAGGAAAGCUGUGAAAGCCACCCUUGUGCUGUUGCCUCUUCUGGGUAUCACAUACAUGUUGUUCUUUGUAAACCCUGGGGAGGAUGAGAUCUCUCGAGUUGUCUUCAUCUACUUCAACUCCUUCCUGGAGUCCUUCCAGGGUUUCUUCGUAUCUGUCUUCUACUGUUUCCUCAACAGUGAGGUCCGCUCAGCUGUCCGGAAGAGGUGGCAUCGGUGGCAAGACAAACAUUCAAUCCGUGCCCGAGUGGCUCGGGCCAUGUCCAUCCCUACGUCCCCUACCCGAGUCAGUUUCCAUAGCAUCAAGCAGUCAACAGCUCUCUGAAUGGAAUGGAGAACACAUUCCGUUGUUGGAAGGGGACACCAGAAGGGACAGACCCUAGAAUCUAACUUUGAUUAUUGGGAGGAACACGUCAUUCAGUAUGCUCUCACCACUGUUCCUCACACCUGACUCUUCCCAAUCUGUGCAGGAAAACCAUUUCCUCCUCAAACUUUGGUAUACUCCAGCACUUGCUUGCCCAGAGCAGCCAUAAAAGCAUAGGAAGUAUUGGACCCAUGAGACCCAGACAGAGAUGGGAAACUGUGAUGAUGAGUAUAUAAGAGAUGGAGGGGAAAGCAGGGUCUUCAAGAAGACCCUGGGACUCUGAAGGCUGCUGAGUCUCAGACCUAAUUUGCUCUUCUGUGCUCCCUGUCUGCUCUUUGGACAGGCCUACCCAAGGGACAGGAUGGAAGAUUAAGAGCACAUGGAUAAUGAAAACUAGUGACCUAUAUUGUCAUCAUGGAGCACAAUGUAGCCAUCCAACUAGAAACCACAGGAUUGGUUGGUUGCCAUCAUCAGCCUUAGAGAUGUCACCAGUUGGAAUUAGAGCAUCUUCAUGAAUUUCUUCAUGAAAACCAUUCUGACAUCAUCCUAAGGACACAUGUGGAAACUGAUAUUGUCAUCAGAAUUCCUGGCAAUGAUUAUAUAUUUGUUUGUGGUGAUGUCACAGCUACAUCAUUGGAAAGUCCAGUGAUGCUGUUAUGAACCAUGGCCACAUCAUCAGGACUCAUUAUGACAUCAGCAAAAAGAGACAAUGUCACUGAAAACCAUGACAUCCCAUCAAGAAUCUAGGCACUCCUCCCUCACAGAAAUGACUUUGCCAUUGUUCCUUGCCCAUGGCUCACUUUUCUCUGGCUCACUAUAACAAGAGGGGCAGGUGCCUUAUGAGUGGUACUACCCUUCCCUAAACGGGGAAGGAGAGACUGACUAUUUUCUGCCUGAGGGCUCUGCUACCCCUGAAAUCUAUUAUUGUAGGGAUCAUUUCUCUACAAAGAGUAGAGUAACAAAAUGACUCACUCCCUGAUACAUGGUCCUGGGUCCAUUGCUACUCAAACCUCUUUUUUAAAAGUUGUUUUGUAGGCUUGUAUUGUGAAACUGGGGAAGUAGCUGGGGUGUCAAGACUACUAGUUCUACUUCUGGGUUCAACAUAGAGAUCUUAUGCUGUUGACAUUUUCUAAGGGUAGGAGGAAAGGCAAGGGAUAGGGGCUAAGGAAGGAGGAGAGAAAGGAUCCUAAAUCACAAUGGGCUGAGUCAAAGAGGGUAUGCCUGUGGGUAUGGGGUGUGUGGGC